AUGUGUGUCAUCACUGCACAUCCAUUCACUUACUCUUCUGCCGAUGUGGUCUUGUACUCCUCCGACGAUGUCGCAUACAAAGUGCACAAGCUCAUUCUGACCAUCGCCUCCGACUUCUUCCGCGACAUGUUCGACCUACCGCAGCCUACCUCAUCUUCCGACUCAGACUCCUCUGCCCCAUCCACAGAGGAGCAGGUGGACGGUCUACCCGUCAUCCGCAUGUCGGAGUCUAGCAAAGCUCUCACCCCGUUGCUGUUGCUCUGCUACCCCCUGGAGGAACCCGUGCUCACAUCGAUCACCGAGGUGUGCGCGGUGCUCGAGGCCGCUAUCAAGUUCGAUGUACGCAGAGCAUCUCAGAUAGCGAAGCGUAGGUUGCGGGAGCUCAUCCCGUCCGCUCCGCUGCGAGUGUACAUCAUCGCUUGCAAGCUUGGUCUCGAAGACGAAGCCCAUACGGCUGCACAGGAGAUCCACCGAUCGAAGGUCCAGAACCAGUACGUGGAUGAGUUGGAAGAGAUCUCGUUUGGGGCGUAUCAUCGCCUCCUCCAUUAUUGCUCGGCAGAGGGUGAUGCAGGCUUCGGCAUGGUCUCCUUCUCUCCUACUAAGUCGGGCCCAAAACCGAAAAACCAUAGAAAGAAGGCAGAUGUCGACCGCAGCCGCGCGAUCACCUUCACAGUGCCCGUUUCUACCCCUACGCCAGACGUCUCUGCCAUAGGCCCUAGUACCCCCGCUUUCAGUACCGGCGACGUCAACUUUGUCCUCUUGACGUCCGAUGGGCAACGACUAGCACUCUCAGGGAAUGGGAUCCUGCACGCCUCUCCGCUACUCUCCGCUCUGGUGGCCCGCCGUUCGAACGUCGCCGAAGAAGUUCCCGUCGCAGAGCCCGCCGCAACUAUGAGCAUCCUGAUUCGCAUAUACGACCCGUUCGAGCACCCACAUCUCGCUGACAUGCUCGACAUUCAUGCCGGACUCAUCGCUGCUGAAAAAUACGGUAUGCGGAAGGCCGUCGAUUUCCUACAAACAGCUCUUAGGUCUCAACAACUCUCGUCGCUGCGAGAGGCACGUUGCGCGCCGAUCUCACAAGAAACCUGUACCCCAGCAUCGAUACAAUACAUAUCUCGGGAGGUUACCUUCACCGUCUCCUGGCUUUUCACCGCGAAUGCCGCGCUGCUAUAA
Messenger RNA from Dichomitus squalens LYAD-421 SS1, 1173 nucleotides. RefSeq lists its product as uncharacterized. The record is from RefSeq and is a predicted model, not a curated record. The transcript has 3 exons. The coding region runs from base 1 to 1173 and encodes 390 amino acids. NCBI's taxonomy places the organism in Eukaryota, Fungi, Basidiomycota, Agaricomycetes, Polyporales, Polyporaceae. Gene Ontology annotation, molecular function: protein binding.